CCUGGAAGAGUUGUGACUCUGGUGGAAGAUCCUGAGGGGUGUGUAUGGGGUGUUGCUUACAGAUUGCCACCUGGACAAGAAUGUGAAGUGAAGGCAUACUUGGACUUCAGAGAGAAAGGAGGCUACAGGACUACAAAUGUCAUUUUCUACCCCAAAGACUCCUCAGUAAAGCCAUUUGAUGUCCUGCUCUACAUUGGCACGUGUGAUAACCCUAACUACCUUGGUCCUGCUCCUCUGGAGGAGAUUGCAGAACAGAUUCUGAACGCUGUUGGUCCUAGUGGAAGAAACACAGAAUACCUGUUUGAACUUGCCAGUUCCAUCAGAAACCUCGUACCAGAGGAUGUAGAUGAGCAUCUCUUCUCCUUAGACACUAGUAAGGAAACUCUUGGAAAAGCAUCAAAACCUCAACAGUCUAUAAAAUAG
This is a messenger RNA of Nestor notabilis (Kea), 423 nucleotides long. It is a transcript of the gene CHAC2, whose product is annotated as ChaC, cation transport regulator homolog 2 (E. coli). The record is from RefSeq and is a predicted model, not a curated record. NCBI's taxonomy places the organism in Eukaryota, Metazoa, Chordata, Aves, Psittaciformes, Psittacidae. Gene Ontology annotation, cellular component: cytoplasm. Gene Ontology annotation, biological process: glutathione catabolic process. Gene Ontology annotation, molecular function: gamma-glutamylcyclotransferase activity; glutathione specific gamma-glutamylcyclotransferase activity.